UUGACAUCCAUGUUAAUUCAUGGUGGUAUUUUAUGGCGCAUUAGGUGACUUGGUAAGACGAAUCAGUUGCUUCACGAGGCUUAAUUCUGGCACUUAUCACCCCCCAUACCUCCCCUUUCUGCACCGCUGCUUUGUUUCACAGGCAAGAUCACAGCAGAUAUUUGGCAAGGCAGGCUGCGUGUGUGUGCGCGACAGGCUGGCUGGCUGGGCUGGCCGCAUCGGGAGCAGAUACGAUUUGUUUCUGUGAUUACCACAUUGUUGUUCUUUUUCUCUGUACUCUGCCAUUUCCGGGCCGUAGAGUGGAUAGCAGCUCAAGUCAGAUUUGAUGGUGAUGUUGAGUACGUGUAUCUGAUUUGGCUAGGUCGAGGCCAGGAGCAUCUUUAACAGCGUGAAAGUCGGAUAGAGGGAGGAAAAGCGAGAGAAACUGCGUUGUCCAUAUUGCGUCCGUCUGUCGCGCUCCGCGGUUGUGAAUGGACUGCGCUCCCUCAGUGUUUAUCUGCAGUCACUUCGAGUCGUUUCUGGAGGAAGAUGGCGGACAGGGAUGAGAUGUUCUCACUCUCCACCUUCCACUCCCUCUCUCCUCCAGGCUGCAGGCCUGCCCAUGACAUCAGUCUGGAGGAGUUUGAUGAUGAUGAUCUGUCUGAAAUCACAGAUGACUGUGGAAUAGGACUCAACUACGACUCUGAUCCAUACGAGAAGGACUGUCUGAUUCUGGAGAAGAGCGAUAUUCACCACCAGGUCUGCUCCUUCCAGGAUGACUUCCAGGAGUUUGAGAUGAUCGAUGACGAGGAUGAGGAGGAUGAAGAGGAGGUGGACCCUGACGCUCCACCCUCCCCCUCCGCUUCCCUUCCUCCUUCCCCUACCCUGGGCACGCUGAAGAGCCGGCCCACCACCCUUAACCUCACCACCACUCUCUCUCUCUCUCAGGACUCAUUGAACAACAACAGCAGUCUUUCUCCAAAGAAGGGCAGCUGGCAGCACUCUCUACGCAAGCCCACCUCACAAGGCCGUCUGUCUCCAGCCCACUCUUGUCUGGAAGAUGCGAGCCACUUGACAGGCCAGUGCCCUUCCCAAACAGCCCCCCAGGCCCCAGCGUCCCAGAGCAAAGGCUCCUUCGGUCAACACAAGUCUCACCUGGGCUCUGACGAGGUCAUUAACUCCUCAGCCGACCACGAGGUCGACCACGACCUCAACAACGCUGACCACAACCACAAAAGUUCACGGUCCUGCAUGUCCACCCAGCGACGUCCCACCGACACCUACACGGUCAAUACUAAGUCAGGCCUGGACCGGGAACUGGAAAACGACCCAGACGGGACCAGCCGAUGCCUGUCCUCCACUGCUCCCAUUGGGGGAAAUGACGGAGCUGACACCCCUCUGUCAGGUGAGGAGCUGGAGAAAGAUUUUGACGUAGAGUUCAUGUGUAAGGAGACCUAUGACAUGGCAUGUAAGGAGAACCAGAGCUCAGUCUACGUUGAAUUCCCCUCCAUCGAGCCCUGUGAGCUGGCUUCUUUCUCCAGCUAUAUGCCAUCAAGCCGCUCCGAUGUUCUCGACCAAUCCAGAAGCACUGACCAGAGCGAGCUUCCAGCUACAGCCAAUGAGGGGGCCAAUGACUCCACCUCUCCGUCCUCGGACCCUGGCAUCGCUGACAUGAACGCCAAGCGGUGCUACGCUACCUCAGACCAAGAGCAUGACCUGAGCUCUCCCGGGUCAGAAUCAGACAUUGAGGGGGAGCUGGAGGCAGCGUUUGCCUGCGGAGGACCCCUGGUCUCCAAUAUGAUCUCCUCCAUCUCAGAGACAGAGCUGGAUAUGACCAGUGAUGACAGUAGUAGUGGACGCUCCUCCCACCUCACCAACUCCAUCGAGGAGGCCAGCUCACCCACCUCCGAUCAGGAACUGGGCCCUGACAACGAGUUAGAACAGGACAGCAGCAUUGUGGGAAUGAAGGUAUCGCUCCUCCUUGGCCACCCAGACCCCAUCAAAGUGGGCUCACCCUUACCUUCACCACUACCCUCUCCCAGCCUAGCCACCCCCCCCCCUGCUGACUCCCCCAUCCUGCCCCCAGAGCCAUAUGAUGACGGCCAGGCUCUGAUGGGCCUACAGAGUGUAGAUGAUUAUGAUGAAUUUCCCUAUGAGCACCAGCCUGACCCAGAUGAGGCCCUGCCCCCACCCCCGCGCUGUGAGGACAGAAUCUCCAAACAGAUGGUACUCCAGAUAGAACCCGACCACAGCCUGGAGAGCUUCAAACGCUCCUUCUACCUGCCAGUGGGACCCAGACUUAUACCCACUCACGCUGACGACUACGACGGUAACAGUGAGGGAGAGUCCGAGUCGGAGAGCGAGGACGAGCUGAGCGAGAAUUCAGACUCACCCUGGUUGCUUAACAACCUGGUGAACAAGAUGAUCUUGGAGGGGUCUUAUCCAAUUAGCUGUCCCGAGGACUGUUUCAAGAGGUCAGUGUCCGUCUCGGACACCAUCUCACCCUCCUCAGACAUCGAGCCAGACACGUUCACCGACGCUGCGGGUGAAAAAAUUCUGAAAUCUGGGACGAAGGAAUCGAAGGAUAAAAAAGGGAAGGGUCUGAGGAAGGAGUGGAAGGAGAGAGAGAAGAUGGAGAAGAGUGCAGAGCUGCCCAAAUGGAAUACAGGGAAAGCCAACGAUCGAUUUGGCCCCUGUCUGUACAAGAGCAAUCCCACAGCUGACACCAUCAGACCGGUGAUCGUGGAGCGUUAUGGCAACAGGGUAUCCACAGACAACAAUCACACUCACGCUGAGAAAGAAAUCACCAGCCCUAAAUCAGGCAAAAACACCAAGAGGAAGGAUGAAAAAGAGGAUGAUGAUGAUACUGUGGAGCCCGAUAACGACCUGAUGAUGCUGGAGGACAGGAAGGAGCUGGACCCUCCCAGUCUGAGUGAGAGCGUGGCGAUUGACAAGGACGAGGGCCGCGAGACAGAGGCCAAGCCCACCGGACGUUCUACGGCCUCCCUGGAACGCAUCACCACGGUCAAACACAGCAUGACCCUGGACAUCCCCACAGCCCAGACCAACCGAUGCUUCAGCCUCACCUACUCCACUGACAACGAUGAGGAAGAGGGAGACUCCUCCCCGUUCCUGAGCUGCCUGAGGAAGCAGUCAGCCUACGGUGGCAGCCACCAGUACCUGGAUAGCUCUCCGCCCAUCGACGAGAGCGUUCGAGACCUCACCCUGUUGGAGCAGGAAGGCACCCUGUGUGAGAGAGACCCUCUGCGGUCCCAGCCGGAUGACGACGGUCUGGCAUACGACUCUAUGAAGUACACUCUGGUGGUGGAUGAGAACACUACACUGGAGCUGGUCAGCCUCAGGAGAUGUACCUCUGUGCUGAGUGAUGACAGUGAGCUGUCUACACUGUGUGAUGAUGACCCUCUGGGGAUGGGGGAGGUGGGGUACUUCCGGGGGAACGGAGGGGUGCGGCCAGAACUCCUCAGCUCGUCAGAAGACUCCUCACCUGAGGCUGACAUGCACUUCUCCAAGAAGUUCCUCAACGUGUUUGUCAACAGCACCUCACGAUCCUCUAGUACAGAGUCAUUUGGGCUGUUCUCCUGUACCAUCAACGGAGAGGAGAGGGACCAGACACACAGGGCUGUAUACAGGUUUAUCCCCAGACAUGUGGAUGAGUUGGAGCUGGAUGUGGAUGACCCUCUAUAUGUCGAGGAAGAGGAGGAUGACUACUGGUACAGAGGCUACAACAUGCGGACGGGAGAGAGGGGGAUAUUCCCAGCCUUCUACGCCCAUGAGGUCAUAGGGCAGUCCAAGGAGAUAAUGGGAAUGAAGAAGAACCCAGCCUGGAUGGACAGUUUCAGUGUUCAGUUCCUGGGUUCUGUGGAGGUGCCCUAUCACCAAGGCAAUGGCAUCCUCUGUGCUGCCAUGCAAAAGAUUGCGAUAGCGAGGAAGCGGACGGUCCAUUUGCGGCCCCCCUCUCUGUGUGAGCUGGAGAUCAGUCUACAAGGGGUUAAACUGGUGAUGAGCCUGGAGGAUGAAUACGACACUAUGGAUGAGUUUGACAGAUGUAGUCACUUCUUCCAGAUGAAGAACAUCUCUUUCUGUGGAUGCCAUCCCAAAAACAAUUGCUACUUUGGCUUCAUUACUAAACACCCCAUGCUGAACAGGUUCGCCUGCCACGUCUUUGUCUCCCAGGAGUCAAUGCGGCGUGUGGCCGAGAGUGUUGGACGGGCUUUCCAGGAGUAUUACCAGGAGCACCUGGAGUACGCCUGCCCCACCGAAGACAUCUACCUGGAGUAGAGCAGGCAGGAAGUAGGAAGUGUUGCCAUGACAACUAUCUCUUCUUCUUGCUGCUGCUUGUGUAGGUUCAUCAAUCUCACCACCAGAGGGUACUGGUGGCUCUUCUUUCCGUUGUAAAAUACUCCAUAUAUACAGUAUCCCUCUAAAACUGGAAUGUUAAUUUCCGUUCUACAGUAUGCGACGUGUUUUAUUCAUUUGACUUAUUUAUUGAUUCAUUUGUUUACAAGUUUAUUUUCCAUCUUCUAGAUGGAUCGCCUGUUUCUUUUUCUAUGAUACAGUUCUAGGACUAAGUCUUGGCACCUUAUUUUAGAUAUUAUGUAUCCUCUUCGGUUUAAAAAACAAUAACAACAAUGAUAUUCCUACUGCUAUUUCACAUGUUCCAAUGCAUGGCUAGGAGGGUAAUGCACACACAAUCACACACAGAAAAAUUAGGACACACAAAUAGCGCAACAAUCAAGAGGACAUGAAGCAUAUUAUUUGGUCAGGUGUGGUUUGGUGUAAAUAUGUUUUUGUUCAAAGAUCGAAGAAGAGAGAGAGUACAGUGAUGUGAUUGGUCCGAGCAAACACCUGUAUCGUGUACAAGAAAUGAUGUGUUCUGUAAAUAUACACAUUAGGAACACCUAUGUAUAGGCAGUAGAGAAAUACAGAUGACUCAUACAAACUAUGUAAGUAGCAUCCACAACCAAUAAUCAAACAAGAGGAAGUAGAAAGAAAGAGAGGGAUGAUGUUUUAGCCCAGUGUUUACCAAAUGGUGGGACUUGGACCUAUUUCAGAGAGCUUACACUGGUUGUGUUAUGUGGCUUAUGCCUGGUUCCAAUUCUCUUCUCUAGUUCCUUCCCCAGCUUUGAAGUCCACCAUUUUUUUAUUCAUAGUUUGAAAAUGUACUGGCGUCAGAUCUGAAAGGACUGAGCAGGUGUAAGCGAUGUGGUGAUGGCCACAGUUAGCCCUUCAAUUGAGCUAAAUGGAGUUGCCAUCAGGAGCUAGGGGAAGGGACUAGGGGCCAAAAUGGAAUGAAGCCUCAGUUUUGCAAUGGAGGCUCUUCAUCAUAUUGGUCAUUUUGACAUUGAAAGGGUUCUGAUUUAUGUUGAUGAUGUUGACCUGAUAGUAAGCCCUGCCCACCACGGUCCAGAACAGUCUCAGUAGUCAUCUAUCAUUGGACAACAGCUCCUCUGAUCAAAUCUCCAAACACAGCAGAGUGGCAGGAAGAGGUUGCUAUGGAAACAGGGGGGUGAUAACUGUCAGCGCUUUGGGAACAGAGAGGAAGAGAAAAAGAGGAGAGAAUCAUUCAGCUUCUGGACUUCUAAUGGUGCAAAUACAGUAUUAUAGAAACAUCCAAUGUUAUAUUCCAUUCUAUCUGGUCCAACGGUGAAGUGUCCUAAUGUACAUGUACAGACAUAAUCAGUCUGAAUAUCAGGUUGAGGACAGUUGAAGGUCCUCUUCAGGAGAAGCCAUAAUCCCACGGUUCUGACUGUUCAACACUACUCCCUCACAGGAAGCACUGUUGUACAAGUGGGUGUCGGUCCCUGUUUGAGUUGAGUCCACUGAGAAUAAGGCCAGAUUGGCCUUGGUUGACUGUACAUAAGGCAACAAGGAAAGUAAAGUCAUGACAUAGAUAAUGCUGACUAAGAAAGUAGUGGUGCCUUCUCCUGUGUCCUUCUACCUUCUCUUUAAGGUCGAUCAAGUCAAAAAGAGGAUAGAGUCUAAAAAUUAAAGUUUUCAAGAUAUUGGACUUUCAAGAUGUCACCGGCCACAUCAUCAUGAUGAUGCAAAAUGCUGAACAAUUAUGGAAAAAAUACAAAAAGGUAGUUUUUGAGAGGAGUUCCCCUUUAAGUUAGAAAAAGGUUUGAUAUUGACUUGCCACCAUUGAAAGACCGGUAGUUUCUUGGAUAUAAUAGGCUUUGGUCCGACCAACACAGUUUUACAAGUUGACUUUACAAUGUCUAAUGGCUCAUAUUCUGCCUGAUAAAUGUCCUGAGAAGUUGACCUUUCCACAUGUACUCCUUGAUUUCACUCUUAUCAUAGGUAAUAUACAGUACAUCGUUUGCGUACUUAUAAUAGGACAUUUUACUUUCUACAGUUGUCUUUUCCAGUUCACAUAGCAUACAGUAUAACAUCUAAACAGAUGAAGGGAGUAGAGAGGUGGCCAACACAGAAUGAAUUGAAAUAACAGGUGUCAUACUGCAAUCCCCAAUAUCAGGUUGAGUAUAGAAGACGAGGGAUGCUCGUCUACUUCUACUGCUUUUAUUCUUCAACGUGUAUCAAACAGCAAAAAUAAGAUCUUGUAGAGGAGAGCAUUGUUGAUCUGCUGGUGAUGAGGAGGCAUGGGACCUCCAUGGUGACCAGUUUAUUAUUUGUGAAAGUGGUGUCAGUAGGAGGGGAGAGAGGGUUAAAUCUAAAUGUGUAUCGCUGUCGGUUAGAUCCUGUAAAUACUAUAGAGUCAACAAGAUAGUGCUGUGUCCUUUACGUUAAGUAUGUUAUUGAAAUGGAAUAUGUAAAAUAAAAGGGAGACGAAUUCAAAAAAGAACCAUGAAAACCACGAUGGAAAAAGAUAAAACAUUGUACAUUUCCUUUUAUUAUUUGUUUUAAUUUGAGCGUGUUGCCUUUCCAUACACGUCUCUACAUCAACCACGAAGUUUUGUGAACCACUAAGUUCUUGCUAACUCAGACAUUCACCCCACAGACAGGCUUCAGCAGCACUGCUUUUAGGCAAAUCUGUGACAUUGUUAUUAGGGGACACACGUAACGUGUCACCUUUGACCUUGCUGAUAUCCAAUGCCACACCCACUCAAGUGCUGGCCACUCCGCUGAUAAAGCAGAGUAGUAGAGAUUAACCAAUUAAAAUAGCUUUCAGAGUCUGCUUUCACACGGGAACUAGAGGUGGGACCAAGUCACUAUUAUUCGAGUCACUGCAAAUCUCAAGUCACAAGGUCCAAAUCGAGUCCCAAGUAGAACGGGUUUAGUCUUGAGUCAAGUCCUAGUCUUGCAUUCUAAGAGCGAGUCGAGUCACAAGUUUUUUUAUGUCUCAAAUCAAGUUUUUUUUUUAACUAUACAGGCAAAGGCUUGUUUAACUACAAAUCUUUGUCUAUUUUUUUAGGCUACCAGACAGCCCUUUUCAUUAUUUUGCUAACAACACAUUUUGAUUAUGUAAUAAUUUAUUUUACCAAAUUCCAAAUGCAAGCCUUAUAAGUAAAUUAUAAAUUUCAAGCAAUUUUGACAUACCAAAACACCAGUAGGCCCGGCCUAUGCUAGAAAUUGUUGCUUGAUACCCCAUUGCUGGUGAGCUUGCAAAGUAAACAGUUGAUAUUCUUGAUCAUCAGCAAAAAAAAAAUGAGAUGUAUAUUAAUUUAUGACAAUCCUCUGUCCCUACAAUUUGACGUUUGCACUGCACACGAUCCUAUAUAGCUGUUCAGCAAAUCAGCAAUCUGUUCGCCAGCUCAGUGGUUUUCUAACUGUGACCCGCAACCCCCAAAAAUGAGUGGUUCAAAGUUUGAGACCCCCACGCAAAGGUGCGCACAAUCGCUGCUCAAAUUUAGCCUAUCAUUACAGCCAAAAAACGGUGAUGCAUUUUCAAAACGAAAGAUACACAAAUAAACUCUGUUUUACACCUGCAUUUUGAGCUGAAAGUCAUUCAAGUUAGCUGUCGAUAUCAACUAGGGAUAUCAUGUCACAGUGACCACGUUUACAUGCACACCAAUAUCCCGUUAUUAUUCGGGAUACUCAAGUAUUCUGUUUUUGAGAUGGUGCAUAUAAACAUCAUAUCCCAAUUACAAUAACCCAAAAAAGCUUGUGUCCUGGUUAUGAGAAACCCAGAUAAAAUGCCUGGGAUAUGCUGAUCUUAGAUGGGAGGUAAACAACUUAUACCCUUUACUGUUGUUUUUCGCUGUCUGUGCAGGCUCAGUUGCACAUAUCAUGGGUUUUGUGCAGUCUAUGGUGUUCUGCGAUAAUGUUUUCAUCUGAUUGUCAAAUCACUUCAAAAGGUGGGCUACCUGUGCAGUUCAAUCCACCAUAAUUCCAUCAUUUAUUUUGCCCCUACUCCAUACUGGACCGUAUAGCCUACUAGCUACAUUCACCACUCAUUUAGACAACUUUCUGCUUAUAAUUUCUGACAUUUGGUAGGCCAUAUUAUAAUUUCCAGUAUUUGGUAGGCCAUAUUAUAAUUUACUACAUUUGGUAGGCCAAUUGUUUGUCAACUAUGGUUAGAUAGGCCUACAUGCAGCUUCUCUUGUCAUAAAUUGUUGCCCCAGAAGACUAAAUAAAGUAGUGCUCACCAGAAUAAUGUCUUACAUUGAUAGAAUGAAUGUAUUAGUAAUCUAGUUAAUACCUGUAAAGUUGUCUGUUUUGUUUAUAGACCUGGAAGAAAAUGCAACAACUCCAAAGCAGUGGAAAGAUUGGUCCUGUGCAAAAUGUAAAAAUGUAAUCAUUUUGACUGGUUUUAAGGAAAAGAAAAGCUGAGAAAACAAUUAAACACAUUUCUGAUAAGACUUCAAUUUGGCUUGG
Messenger RNA from Salvelinus sp. IW2-2015, 8775 nucleotides. RefSeq names its product C-Jun-amino-terminal kinase-interacting protein 2-like. The record is from RefSeq and is a predicted model, not a curated record. Gene Ontology annotation, cellular component: cytoplasm. Gene Ontology annotation, molecular function: MAP kinase scaffold activity; JUN kinase binding. Gene Ontology annotation, biological process: regulation of JNK cascade; JNK cascade. Lineage: Eukaryota; Metazoa; Chordata; Actinopteri; Salmoniformes; Salmonidae.